This is a messenger RNA of Impatiens glandulifera, 1546 nucleotides long. Its product is annotated as cyclin-dependent kinase C-2 C-like. The coding region runs from base 131 to 1546 and encodes 471 amino acids. Lineage: Eukaryota; Viridiplantae; Streptophyta; Magnoliopsida; Ericales; Balsaminaceae. The transcript has a single exon. Gene Ontology annotation, molecular function: ATP binding; cyclin-dependent protein serine/threonine kinase activity; RNA polymerase II CTD heptapeptide repeat kinase activity. The record is from RefSeq and is a predicted model, not a curated record. Gene Ontology annotation, cellular component: nucleus; cyclin-dependent protein kinase holoenzyme complex. Gene Ontology annotation, biological process: positive regulation of transcription elongation by RNA polymerase II; protein phosphorylation.
GAACCUCUGCAUCUGGUAGUGUUGUUGGUCAAUCCUCACCCAAUACACAUUAUCCCCCUAUCCCAUAGCAUACCUGGGAUUCUCCAAACCACUUCUCCAUGUCUUCCUUUUGAUGGGUUUAGGGCGGUAAAUGGGUUGCAUCAGCUCAAAACAGGCGAAGCCCUCUCCACCGCCUUCGCCUGUUUCCCAUUAUCUUUUUACCGUCCUGCCUCUUCCUCCACCUCCUCCUCAACAUGGCGAUUCCACCUUAAUUCAGGAUUCCUCGAGAAUCAAGAGAGGUGGUGUUGGUUUUGUUGAAUUGGAGAAGAUAAAAGAGGAGCCCGAGAAGGAGGAGGCAGCCGUGGCAGUGGUGGUAGUAGAAGGGGAAGAAAAUGUUAUUGGGGGUGGUGAUAAUCUCAUUGUUAAACAUGAGUUGAUUAACAACGAUUCUAGUAAAGGAACCGAGAGGAAAGGAGCGUCUUUCGUUUUGAGAUUUGGGAGAUACACGGAGGCCGAGCAAAUUGCUGCCGGUUGGCCUCCGUGGCUCAGUGCAGUCGCCGGUGAGGCCAUUGACGGAUGGCUACCUCUUAAAGCCGACUCGUUUGAGAAAUUGGACAAGAUUGGACAAGGAACUUACAGCAAUGUGUACAGAGCUCGCGAUCUAGGAAGAAAUGGUAAGUUAGUUGCUUUAAAGAAGGUCAGGUUCGACACCUUUCAAAAAGAGAGCGUGAGGUUUAUGGCGCGAGAAAUAGUUUUCCUAAGAAGGCUUAAUCACCCAAACGUGAUGAAACUGGAAGGCGUCAUUACAAACCGAUUAUCCUGCAGUAUCUACUUGGUUUUCGAAUACAUGGAACACGAUCUUUCAGGUCUCUUAUCCUGUCCAGACAUCAAAUUCACCGGUUCCCAAAUUAAAUGUUACAUGAAACAGCUCCUAAACGGAGUCGAACACUGUCACGAGCGAGGAAUCAUGCACAGGGAUAUAAAAACAUCCAACAUUCUAGUGAACAACGAUGGGAUUUUGAAGAUAGCAGAUUUCGGCCUUGCCAAUUACACAAGCUCAAGACAAAGGAGGGAACCGUUGACUAGCCGGGUGGUUACACUAUGGUAUCGACCACCCGAACUUCUAUUAGGUUCGACCAAUUACGGCCCUUCAAUCGAUUUAUGGAGCGUUGGGUGCGUAUUCGCAGAACUUAAUAUGGGAAAGCCUAUUCUAAAAGGUAGAACUGAAGUUGAACAACUACAUAAGAUUUUCAAACUAUGUGGGUCUCCUCAAUCUGAUGAAUUCUGGAGAAAAUCAAAACUUCCACUUGCCUCAUCUAUGUUCAAACCACAACACCCUUAUCAAAGUACUCUAAAAGAAAGGUGCAAGGAAUUACCCAAGAGUGCAGUUCAAUUACUUGAAACUCUCCUUUCAAUUGAACCUCUUAAGAGGGGAACUAUUCCAUCCGCCAUGGAUUCUGAAUAUUUCAAAUCAAAGCCUUUUCCAUGUGAACCUUCAAACUUACCAAAGUAUCCACCUAACAAGGAAAUUGAUGCAAAAGUUCGAGAAGAAGAAGCUAGAAGGUGA